Juglans microcarpa x Juglans regia is the source of this 4104-nucleotide messenger RNA. RefSeq names its product zinc finger BED domain-containing protein DAYSLEEPER. The transcript has 2 exons. The coding region runs from base 1566 to 3926 and encodes 786 amino acids. Lineage: Eukaryota; Viridiplantae; Streptophyta; Magnoliopsida; Fagales; Juglandaceae. Gene Ontology annotation, molecular function: DNA binding; protein dimerization activity. The record is from RefSeq and is a predicted model, not a curated record.
UAUUGUAAAGUAGAUAUAAUGUAUCAUAUGAAGCUAUGUCAAUUUAUAAAUUUGCUUUUGUGAGAUCUCUUUGUGACUGUAGCACUUCUCUAGUUAUUUUAUGAAUUUAAGAAAUGGUAUAAUUUAAGUGCACAUGAUAUAUACAGAAGUAAUCCUCUAAGGCUAUAUCAUUUAAACAUUACAAAAAUUACUAGAAAAGGUCAAACUGUAAUCUACCCUGCCAUCCACUCCUAUAAGUUAUAACAAUCUCAAGGGAAAAGAUUAUACUUAUUUAUGCUGGUCCUAACGCCAUCAAAAAUGUCCCAAGUAUUCCCUUCACAUGGCACACAAUACAUGAGACAAAGGGAUCGAGCAUUGUAGAUGUUGUUAAUGCAAUGCUUUUGCUGGAUUGUUUUCCUAUAUUUGGGGGUGUAUAAAGAUGGCAGGGGAGUUGAUUCCUAUAUGUUGCACCUGUGGCUGUUUUGAUUCAUGGACUGGUGCUUUACAAUUCUGUAUGCAUUUGAUGGGCACUGUAUAUUAUUAGUUCUAGCUUCUAUGUGCCCGGUGCUGAUUGGUAAAAUGAUACGAGUGCCUCAUGAUUAUUUGAUUAUGUAAAAAAAAAAAAGUUAUCUCAUUAUUGUAGGAUUUGAUGCUUGUUCAGAUAAUAUUAUUCCAAAAUUGUCAUAUCUCUACCAAAAUUUCAUUUUUGUUCUCAAUGAUUGAUCAGUUUUUUAGCUUUUGAUUAAUGUUGUAAUGGUGUGAGUUUUUGUAUGUUAAUCUAAAGUCGAAGGUAACCAGAUGGCAUCUUUAAAUUCUUGGUGAUUUGACUAAUACCUCUGCAAUUACAUUGCUUUGCUUGUCGAAAAUUACAAGCCCAUUAUCCUAGUGCCUGUCUUCCUGUUUGAGGAUUUUGGCAUCAUAAUGAAGACUGAAACUAUUCAAGUUGUUUCCGCCUUGUGAUAUCUUUAGUUUACAUCUCUUGAAUGAGUUAUCUUAAAUGCAGUUUUUGUUCUUAAAUCCAUUUUUCACCAUCAAUUGUAGCUCUUACAUGAAGUUCACUGUCCGUGAAACACUUUGUCUGCUGUGUGCAUGGGAGUUCUUUCUUUCUUGCUGAUCGUAGAAAUUAAUUUUUUCUAUGGCAACCCUUGAUGAGGAGAAGUUGGCAAAGCCAGAUGCGCACAAGAUUGGAAAUUCACAUGAGCAUGCGGUGGAAACCCCUGAUGAGGUUGCAUUGGGAACCCCAGAAGAGCACACCAUGGGAACCUCAAAUGAGCACACCAUGGAAACCCUGAAUGAGAACACCAUGGAAACCCCAAAUAAUCACACAAUGGGAACCCCGACUGAGCACACCACGAAAACCCCGAAUAAUCACAAGAGGGAAACCCCAAAUGAGCACACAACAGAAACCAUAUCUGAGCAAAUGGUGGCAACCCCGGAUGAGCAAAUGGCUGCACCCCGGAUGAGCAAAUGGUGGCACCCCCGGAUGAGCAAAUGGUGGCACCCCCGGAUGAGCAAACAAUGGCACCCCAAGAUGAGCAAACGAUGGCACCCCAAGAUGAGCAAAAGAUGGCCCACCAGACGUGCACAUGAUGGCCCCACCAGAUGAGCACGCAAUGGCAGUCCCAGAUGAGCACGCAAUGGAAGUCCCAAAUGACCAUGCAAUGGAAGUCCCAGAUGACCAUGCAAUGGAAGUCACAGAUGACCAUGCAAUGGCAAUCUCGGAUGUGCACGCUCUGGCAAUCUCGGAUGAGCACGCUCUGGCAAUCUCGGAUGAGCAAGCUCUGGCAAUCUCGGAUGAGCACGCUCUGGCAAUCUCAGAUGAGCACGCUCUGGCAAUCUCAGAUGAGCACGCUCUGGCAGAUGAGCACGCUUUGGCAAUCUCGGAUGAGCACGCUUUGGCAAUCUCCUAUGAGCAUUCAGUGCCAACCCCAGAUAACAAAAGGAUGACUCCAGAAGUGAACCAUGAGCUGCCAAAUUCAGAAACACAACCUAACAAGAGAAGGAAGAAAAAGUCCAUAGUAUGGGAGCACUUCACCAUAGAAGCUAUUAGUCCUGGAUGUAGACGGGCACAAUGCAAGCAAUGCAAGCAAAGUUUUGCAUACAGUACAGGUUCUAAAGUUGCUGGAACCAGCCACCUGAAACGCCACAUUGCCAAGGGGACCUGCACAGCACUUCUACGUAGCCAGGGGCAGAAUCAGUCAACACCAUAUACCCCACGUUCAAGGAUGGGAGGAACUGGCAGUGCAACUGAUGCACCAAAACGACGUUACAGAACUCCUGGCUCACCCUACAUUAUGUUUGAUCAGGAUCGUUGCCGCAAUGAGAUUGCUAGGAUGAUAAUCAUGCAUGACUACCCCCUUCACAUGGUUGAACAUCCGGGGUUUAUAGCUUUCGUCCAGAAUCUUCAGCCCCAUUUCAACAUGGUGAGUUUCAAUACUAUCCAAGGGGAUUGUGUUGCAACUUACUUGAUGGAAAAGCAAAACCUAAUAAAGUUUAUCGAGGGCAUUCCUGGGCGCAUUUGCCUUACACUGGAUAUGUGGACUUCGAGCCAAACAGUAGGUUAUGUGUUUAUAACUGGACACUUCAUUGAUAGUGAUUGGAAGUUGCACAGGCGGGUUCUCAAUGUCAUAAUGGAACCAUAUCCUGAUUUGGACACUGCCCUUAGUCAUGCUGUUGCUGCUUGCCUUUCUGAUUGGAGUUUGGAGAGCAAGUUAUUUUCUCUAACUUUUAAUCAGCCGCUAAGUGAAGCUGCUCUUGAGAAUCUUAGGCCUCUUCUUGCCAUUAAGAACCCUCUAAUCCUCAAUGGUCAAUUAUUAGUUUGUAAUUGCAUUGCACACACUUUGAGCAGCAUGGCAAAAGAUGUACUAGGGGCAGGGCAAGGAAUAAUCAAGAAAAUCCGGGAUAGUGUUAAGUAUGUGAAGACAUCAGAAGCCCAUGAGGAAAAGUUUCUCGAUCUCAAGCAACAGCUUCAAGUUCCCAGUGAAAGGAGUCUAUCUCUUGAUGAUCAGACCCAAUGGAAUACAACCUAUCAAAUGCUGGUGGCUGCUUCUGAGUCAAAGGAAGUGUUUUCUUGUUUGGAUACUUCUGAUCCUGAUUACAAGGAUGCCCCAUCAAUGGAAGAUUGGAAGCAUGUUGAGACUCUCUGUACAUACUUGAAACUUCUCUUUGACGCAGCAAACAUCCUGACCUUCACAACUAACCCAGCUGCAAUUACAUUCUUUCACGAAUUGUGGAAGAUUCACACAGAACUAGCUCGUGCUGUUGCAAGUGAGGAUCCCUUCAUCAGCAACCUCACUAAAAUGAUGCUAGAAAAAGUUGAAAAAUACUGGAAAGAUAGCAGCCUGGUUUUGGCAAUUGCAGUGGUCAUGGAUCCACGUUUUAAGAUGAAGCUUGUGGAGUUCAGUUUCUCAAAAGUCUAUGGCGAAGAAGCCCCCACAUAUAUUAACAUUGUCAAUGAUGGAAUUCAUGAGCUCUUUCAUGAAUAUUUGACACUUCCUUUGCCUCUAACGCCAACUUACGCCGAAGAAGGAAAUGGCGGAAGCAAUAUUAAGAUGGAGGAUUCCCAGGGAGGAAAUCUUCUGUCUGAUCAUGGACUCACAGAUUUUGAUGUUUAUAUUAUGGAGACUACAAGCCAACAGAUGAAGUCAGAGCUGGAUCAGUAUUUGGAAGAGUCUUUAUUGCCUCGUGUGCAGGAGUUCGAUGUGUUAGGCUGGUGGAAGCUAAACAAGAUGAAAUACCCUACACUUUCAAAGAUGGCUCGUGAUAUUUUGUCUAUUCCAGUGUCUACUGCUGGUCCUGACUCUGUAUUUGAUAUAACAGGCAAGGAGAUGGAUCGAUAUAGGAGUUCUCUACGACCAGAGACAGUGGAAGCACUUAUAUGUGCUAAGGAUUGGAUGCAGUACGGCUCAACAGAAGCUUCAAACGCACUUGUAAGAAUGGAAUAUUAGAUUCUAGGUUUAGAUUUCUUCUAUGAUGGUACUUAACUGGGGAGACUCUUCUUACUCAGCUUUUUUCUUCGAACAUUUUUGUUUAUGAUUGUAGUUAUUCUGAAGUACUUACUGUCUUUGUAAACUGGUCGAUCGGUGAAACCCUUUUUCUGUUGCUAUUUAGAUUUUUAGAUGUCCA